Molecule: messenger RNA, 1512 nt
Organism: Hyaloscypha bicolor E
Lineage: Eukaryota; Fungi; Ascomycota; Leotiomycetes; Helotiales; Hyaloscyphaceae
Product: MFS general substrate transporter
Exons: 4
Biological process (GO): transmembrane transport
Molecular function (GO): transmembrane transporter activity
Source: RefSeq, a predicted model, not a curated record
AUUGUCUUGAUUCCACAGCCGUCAAGUGAUUUGAACGAUCCUCUAAACUGGCCACUUUGGCAGCGAGAUCUGAUCCUUCUGCUCUACUGCUUUUGCACCAACAUUUGUGUCGGAGGCGUUGGCCCUCUUCUGUCAGUCAUUGUUGUUCCACUUAUCAUGGAGUUUCGGGUUGGCUUCACACAAGUCACUCUACUCAGCGGCUACCAGCUCGCAACUGUAGCCUCAGUCGGUAUUUUCGUCUCGGCACUCUCUCGAAAGUUCGGCAAACGACCAGCAUUUCUUGUCUCGCUCUCUCUGCUGCUCGCUGGCUCCAUCUGGUGUGGAGAAUCAACUUCGUACAAUUCAAUGCUGGGAGGGCGCAUCAUCCAGGGACUUGGCACUGCUACCUUCGAGAGUAUCACAUUCGCUAUCAUUGGUGACCUCUAUUUUGUGCAUCAAAGAGGUUCACGAAUGGCAAUCUACGUGAUCUCUCAGGCUGGCUUGGUGUUAAUGCCAAGCAUGAUUGCAGGAAAGGUGGCCGAGGACCUUAACUGGCGGUGGACUUUCCGACUGCUCUCAAUCUUUAUUGGAAUUGGUUUUCUCGGGGUUAUCUUGUUUGGGUGGGAGACUGCUUUCAACCGAAGUGCGGUCUACAAUAUCGAUACCUCCUCUCAUGACAACAUUCAGAUCAUUGAAGAUCUCAAGAGCGGGGAUGCAGCUCAUAUUGAAGGCGACAACCAUCUUGCCACAACUCUGACAGUGUCAUCAUCCACAAACGAAACCAGAAAGCGCGACUCCUUCCUCAAAAGAAUGAUGCCAUGGUCAGGUGUCUAUACAUCAGAGCCCUUGAUCAAGCUAAUUGUUCGUCCCCUCUUCGUCGUAGCCAACCCCGCCAUCCUCUGGGCCAUCCUCGUCAUCGCCUUCGCCCAGCUCUGGAACGUCAUAAUUAGCUACACCCUCGCCCAAAUCUUCUCACCACCUCCAUAUUCUCUCGGUCCGGCGCAACUCGGCUACAUCUCCGGGGGUCCCAUGGUAGCCGGUGUUAUCGGCUGUUUCUUCUGCGGAGCUAUAUCCGACCCGAUUUGUAGAUACAUGGCCAAACGCAACAACGGCAUCUAUGAACCGGAAUUUCGCCUCGUUCUCAUGGCUUUUGUGCCGAUCUUUGCUGGUCUGGGAUAUUUUCUGUUCGGGAAUAUGGCUGCGGAGGGCAAGAGCCCCGUUGCGCUGUCGGUGAUUUGGGGAGUUAUCUUCUUCUCGGUUCAGCUUGUCGGGAAUGCUACAGGUACUUACCUCGUUGACGCUUUCCGCAAUUACAGUAUUGAUGUUUUCAUCAUUUCGAUGACAAUCAAGAACUUCUUGUUCUUUGGGUUCUCUUUCUUUAUGAACGAUUGGGUUACUAAGUGGGGUGUGGCUAGGGUUUUCAAUGUUAUUGGAGGCAUUAUGCUCGCGCUGUCUGCUACGACGAUUCCGGUCUAUGUCUAUGGUAAGGUGAGGGCCUGGUGGCAUACGCAUGACCUUCUUAGCAAGAUCUGA